Rotaria sp. Silwood2 is the source of this 3702-nucleotide messenger RNA. The record is from the annotation of a GenBank genome assembly. Lineage: Eukaryota; Metazoa; Rotifera; Eurotatoria; Philodinida; Philodinidae.
AUGGAGCUUUCCCUAUUUUAUUUCGUAUUUACUCUGCUUAUAUUAUUGUCUACAGCUGACCCUACUGAAUUUGAUUUUCAAUGUCCAACACCUCGUCGUUUAUUAUCCGUUGGGCCAUUAAAUUCACCAUUAGUAGAAAAGAAGUCUCAUGACAGUCCUUUAUCUUCAAAAUCAUCAUCACCACCCAAAUAUGCUCGUUCAAUUGAUUCUCAUGGUCUUACAGUUUAUAUUCGACCACAAACACCAAAAUCAUUUGGUUAUAAAGCUCCUUCAUAUAGUCAUUUGCUUAAACCAAAAUUGCAUACAAAUAAAGAAACGUCAAAAUUGAACACAAAGAAAGAAACACCAAAAUUAAAUACAAAUAAAGAAAAACCAAAAUUGAAAACAAUCAAACAAAAAUCAAAAUUAAAACAAUCAAAAAAUGAAAAGAAAAAACUGUUGAAAAAGAAAAAUUUUAAAAAACAUAAAGCAUCAAUCAAUAUUAAAACUCAAGAAUUAGUAACUGUUAAUCAUGAUGAACCACAUCAACAUCAAACAUUAUUUCAUAUUGGUUCAACACCAAAACUCGAUAAAAAUAUUAAAAAAUUAAACAAAUCUAAAGCAAAUAAACAAACAAUACUAUCUAAAACCAAAAAUGCUACUAGUAAUAUUAAAAUUGCGAAAAAUAUUACAAAAAAUUUACCCACGGCAAACGCAACUUUACCUAUAAAUGAUAAAAAGGCAAAAAUUACAAAAAAAGAUAAUAAAACUAAUAUUGAUGAAAAGAAGAAAACCAAAAAAAUAUUAAUCAAUAGAACGAGUGAGAAUAUAUCUCUCACUCCACCUAUUACUGAUAAACCGACUACAACUUCAUCAUCUUUUUCUUCUCCAUUACCAUCAACAAUAGAUAAAAAAACUCAAGAAGACAAACCAGAACCGAGCAAUAUCAUAAACGAAACAAUUGAACCAUUAAGUACACAUGAUGAUGAAAAUAAAUCAGUUGUUGGUCGUGCUUAUCAUUUCGUUAAAAAUAUGUUUCAAUUAUCAGAUGAUUUUCUUAAUGAUAAUUAUACUCAAGAAAAUCAUAUCAUCGACAUGACAAAUGAACAUCAACAAUAUCAUUCUCGUAAAUUACUUUCCAUCGAUGAUAAUAAUAUAUCAAUAAUUAUGAAUAAUGAUAUAACUGAUAAUGAAUAUGAUCUUUAUUCAAAUGAUGAUAUACCUGAUGUGGCAACUGAUGAUUUAUCAUUUGUUGUAACCAGUAUAUCUAAACGUCGAUUACUUUCUGUCAAAACAAAGAAAUCUUUGAUAUUAUCAAAAGCUAAUAAUGAAAAAGAAAAAAAAUCAGCAUCAAUAAACAAUGUCAAUGCAAAUAAGCCUAAAGUUGGUUGGACGUAUCGUUAUCGAAUUUCACGUUAUCUUGAUGCUCAAAAACUGAAACAAAAUAAAAAUAAAAAUAAAAAUAGAAUAAUAGGAGAAGGAAAAACUAAACGACAUUCCCAACAACGACAAUCAAAUUGGAAACAAAAUCAAAAAAAAACAAAUCCGUCACGUAAUAGAAAACUUUCAAAACGAAAACUUUUGAAACAUUCUAAUGAUGACCAUAUAAGUUGGGAUAAGGAUAAAAUAUCUAACCAAGAUACCGUCAAUACCGUAUCAAUUACCGAAACAUUUGUACCUAAACGUCAUUUAUUAAUGUCUAAACGAAAAAAUAAAUAUAAAGAAGAUGAUGAUAAUGAUGAAGAAGAUGUCGACAAAACAAAUAAACUUCGUCGAAUGAAAACUCUUGAAGAAUCUACCGAUCCAAUUCUUAUCGUUCAGUCAUAUGAUCGUGGUUUAUAUAAACCUCGUGUGGGUUGGCAAUUUCGUUAUCGUGUUUCUCGUUAUAUUGAUUCAUUACGUGAAAAUAUUCGUGAAGAUCAAGAACGUUUAAAAUUAGGUUUACAAGCUAUCAAACGUAAAACACCGCAAGAAUUAAGUGGUAAACGUAAACGUGUUUUAGAUAAACCAUUUGUUUCUGACGAGGAUGAAUUAAAAAAAAAAGAAGAAGAAGCAAUAAAAACUGUAGAAGACAAUAAGCCUAAUGCUGGUUGGCGAUAUCGAUAUCGUAUAAAUAAAAUGGCUGACGCUAAAAAACGUGGAGAUUAUAUUGAUGAUGAACAAGAAAAACUUAAAGAACGUCUUGAACAAGAAAAGAAACAAUCAGAUCUAAAUAAAUCUCAAGAUGAUGAACAUAUUAUUGGAGAAAACGAUCUUGAUCCUGAAUUACGUCAAAUAAGUCCUGAAGGUCGUCGUGUUGGAUGGGCAUAUCGUUAUCGUAUUCGUCGUAAACUUAAUGAUUUAAAACAACAACAAGCUGAAACUGGAAUAGCAUUUGAUUUAGCAACAUUAAGUGUUAAAGAUGAAGAGGCAGUUGUUCCAUCAAAGCCAAAGUCAACGGAAAAGAAGAAACGAACUGAAUCCAUCGAAGAAACACCAAAAAACCAAACAAAAUCUGUUGGUUGGCAAUAUCGAUAUCGAGUCUCAAAAAUGAAAGAAGCACAAAAACAUAAUAAAUCAAAAACAUCGACAAAAAAAAGUCAAGAUCAAACAUCAAUUCAGGAGCAACUUGAUCCAGAAUUAGCACGACUUGCACAAGAAGAACGAGCCGUCGGAUGGAAAUAUCGUUAUCGUAUUCGACGUAAAAUUGAUGCAUUAAAAGAAGCUGCCAAUCGUGAAAGUGGAAAACGUACUAAAAAAUUACCGUCAUCAUCAAAAAGAAAAAAUAAAGACAAUCUUCAAGAAAAAGUUGAAGAAUCAUUUGAAAAAAUUCUUAAUAUUGAUGAUAUUCAUGAAACGCCAUUUAUGGAAUAUUUUCGUCGAGCAUCAUCAUAUGUUUUAUUUGGUCUUGUACCAACAGCAAAAAAAUCUAUUUGUCUUUUACCAUUACCUAUAACGUUUUCUUUUUGUAAACAAGAAAAUAUUGAACAACCAGUAACAAAAAGAGAAAAACCAAAACGAAUUCGAAUUAAAAAAUUAAAAACAAGAAAAGAACAACGUGCUAAACAAUUUAUACGUUCUCGUAUAACGAAAUUAGGCAUAGAAGAUAAAGAUACUGAACGACGUGUUGAUGAAGCUAUGAAAGAUUUAUAUAAAACACCAUCAUUACCACCUUUACAAACACCACCAUCAACUCGAAAAAGUGAAAAAAAUAAAAAAAAACGACAUAAAAAUUCGCCUAAACGACCAAAUCAAGAUGAACAAAGAAAACAUUUUAAUGAAAAACAUAUGAUAAAAAAAAAGAUUGGAGUGGAAUCAAAAAAGAAUAAAAAUAAAAAACGAUCUCAAAUCAUUGGUCAAGAAGUUAAAAUUAAAAAUAAGCAUAAACUUUGUCCGUUUGCUGUUACAAAAGCACCUCCAACUAAACAAAACUCUCAACCACCUUCUUCUUCUUCGUCUCGACGUCUCCGAACUCUAUCUGAAGUUAUCCGUGAAGAAGCGGCAACUCUAUUUGGAGGAACAUUGAAAUCUUCGAAAACAUCUGAAGAUAUCAAUGACGAAAUAAACGAAGCCAAUGAAGUUAUACAAGAACAUUCAAAUCUUAAAGCAAAAGAAAAGUCGCUGCCGCCGACUCCUGUUGAUAGUACAAUAUCUAAUAAAGAAGAUCAGUCGACAUUAAGUGGUAAAGACAAAAAAGCAAACAAAGAAUAUACGAAAGAAGAUCUGCAUGAUAUGCUUAAUUGA